Molecule: messenger RNA, 537 nt
Organism: Lactuca saligna
Lineage: Eukaryota; Viridiplantae; Streptophyta; Magnoliopsida; Asterales; Asteraceae
Source: the annotation of a GenBank genome assembly
AUGUGGAAGCCGAGUCCUCUUUUCACUGAGCAAUUGACAGCGUUUGAGGUGUGGCUGGAUCAUUGGUCUGAACAUAAGAAACCACCUGAGCAGCUGCCUAUUGUUCCCCAGGUUUUACUCAAUCAAUGCCAUAGGUUUCGUGCACCUGUGCUUCUUGGAAGAUUUACUGAUAUGGGUCCAUUGGUUGUUGAUUUGGCCUUGUCAGUGGGAAUAUUUCCAUAUGUUCUGAAGCUAUUGCAAACAACCACACCUAGGGAUGCAAACAGGGGCGGAUAUUGGCGGAUACUAAUACAAAAGUCUUUACCAACUGGACAUCUUCAUGCCACUACACUUGCAGAUUAUCUUGUUCACAAGGAUGCAAGCAAUGAGCUACCAAAUUCCCCAUGUGCAAAGAAGAUGAUGACACAUUGGUGUAAGAAAAAUCCACUCACCCUUUUGGUAAUUGGCUGGUCCUUAAAUGGGAAACUUGAUUCUGGAACUCUCAGUCUACCAACAUUAGAGUUUAAUUGGGUGAUUGAAGGUGAUUUUGGUUCUUGA